Molecule: messenger RNA, 4396 nt
Organism: Rhinolophus ferrumequinum (greater horseshoe bat)
Lineage: Eukaryota; Metazoa; Chordata; Mammalia; Chiroptera; Rhinolophidae
Gene: DDX31
Product: DEAD-box helicase 31
Exons: 21
Coding region: 500-2674 (724 amino acids)
Biological process (GO): ribosome biogenesis
Cellular component (GO): nucleus
Molecular function (GO): ATP binding; nucleic acid binding
Source: RefSeq, a predicted model, not a curated record
CGGCUGGCCCGCGUGUGGCAGCGCCUGCUCGCCGGCCAUGGCGGUCGCCGGGGGAGCGCUUCUCCACCUUUCCCAGCCCCCAGCCGCCGCCUGCGGGACGUUCCCCAGACCCCGCACGACUCCGGCGAGGCAGGGGGAGUUUGGACAUCGUACACUUAACUACAUUCAUGUUAUGGAAAUAAGAAGCAACAGGCAAGAAAAUAUAUAGUGUUGUAGCCUGUAAAUCGGCGAUCAGACGGGGAAUUGAAAGGCGAGGAGAAUUGGAAAUAAUUGUGAUAGAAGUGAUGGAUGGAGCAGAAUUCUCAUUUGGAAUGGAAACAGCGAGUAGGAAUUGUCUCCAAGCCACCCGAAUCUGGGGGAGCAGCUUGAGGGGAGAGAAUGACAGCGAUCCAAGCACUCUAGGGUGGAACAGUAAUGAAGGUUUCCGCUGCCUGGGCAUGAGCUGGGACACGGCAUCCAUGUGUCGUCCGUCACCCACAGGCUUUGUUGGUAGAGAGAAAUGAUCCCCACCCACCAUUCUUCUGGUGUAAAUGGAUUCCUAGGGCUAUGGACCGACUUAGCAGGCACACUUCACAAGCAAGCACAGGCCACCAAAAGAAAAUGCCAGGCGUCCAGUGAGGUUCCCCCAGCAAAACGGAGGAAUAACACAUCCUCUCACCCAGCCAAGAAAACCGCUGCUAAAGAAAUACAGAGGACGUUUAAGAGGAAGAAGGCACAGAAGGUGUUUGCUCCGAAGAAGUCUUCGGCUAGCGCGACUGGUAGAAACCCAGAGCAGAAACCGAGCAUUAAGACUUCAUCGUUGUUUAAGAACAAUCCUGACAUUCCCGAGCUCCACAGACCUGUAGUACAGCAAGUGCAAGAAAAAGUGUUUUCUUCAGAUGCCUUCCAGGACCUGGCCCUCCACCCACAUUUAAUUUCCACAAUAAAUACAGUCUUAAACAUGUCUAGUAUGACCAGUGUUCAGAAGCAAAGCAUUCCUGUGUUGCUAGAAGGCAGAGAUGCUCUCGUGAGAUCCCAGACGGGCUCAGGUAAAACUCUUGCCUAUUGCAUCCCUGUGGUCCAGUCCCUUCAAGCAAUGAAAACAAAAAUACAACGUAGUGACGGCCCCUAUGCUCUGGUACUAGUGCCGACGAGAGAGCUGGCUCUACAAAGCUUUGAUAUUGUCCAGAAACUACUGAAGCCAUUUACCUGGAUUGUGCCUGGAGUGUUAAUGGGCGGAGAGAAGAGAAAAUCAGAAAAAGCCAGACUCCGCAAAGGAAUAAAUAUCCUUAUCUCAACUCCUGGACGUCUGGUGGAUCAUAUAAAAUCCACAAAGAACAUUCGCUUUAGUCGGAUACAGUGGCUAAUUUUGGAUGAAGCUGACAGAAUCUUGGAUUUGGGUUUUGAAAAGGAUGUCACAGUGAUACUUAAUGCGGUCAAUGCUGAGUGCCAGAAACGACAGAACGUCUUGCUGUCGGCGACUCUCACGCAAGGCGUGGCAUGGCUCGCUGAUAUCAGUUUACACAACCCAGUCAGUAUUUCUGUCGUGGAUGAAAGCCAUGGUCAGUCUAACCCAAUGGACAAAGCUGUUCUUGAAGUGUCCGCUCCACAAGCUGGCGACGAGCUGGACAGCUUUGCAAUCCCAGAGGGUCUCGACCAGCACGUGACACUGAUUCCCAGCAAAUUGCGGCUGGUCUCCCUGGCGGCCUUUAUCCUGCAGAAGUGCAAGUUUGAAACAGACCAGAAGAUGAUUGUCUUUUUCUCGACGUGUGAGCUGGUGGAGUUCCACUACAAGCUUUUCCUCCAGACCCUGCUGAGCAGCCCGGGGGCCCCGACAGCAGGGCACUUACCAUCUGGCUCCGCACGAUUAAAAUUCCUACGGCUGCACGGUAACAUGGAACAGGAGGAAAGAACAGCAGUGUUUCAAGAAUUCUCCCAUUCCAAAACGGGUGUCCUUCUUUGCACGGAUGUUGCAGCUCGGGGCUUAGAUCUCCCUCAAGUCACGUGGAUUGUUCAGUACAGCGCUCCGUCUUCACCGGCUGAAUACAUCCACCGGAUUGGCAGAACCGCCCGCAUUGGCUGCCGUGGGAGCAGUCUGCUCAUUUUGGCUCCUUCGGAGGCAGAAUAUGUCAACUCGUUGGCUUCUCACAAAAUCAACGUUUCUGAGAUUAAGAUGGAAGAUAUUUUGUCUGUUCUGACAAAGGAUGAUUGUUUUAAAGGGAGACGAUGGGGACACCAGAAAUCCCGUACCGUUGGCCCCCAGGAAAUCCGAGAGCGAGCCACAGUCUUGCAGACGGUAUUUGAAGAUUACGUGCACUCCAGUGAGAGGAAGGUCUCCUGGGCAAAGAAAGCCCUGCAGUCCUUCAUCCGCGCCUACGCCACCUACCCGCGGGAGCUGAAGCACAUCUUCCACGUCCGAUCGCUCCACCUUGGCCACGUGGCCAAGAGCUUCGGGCUAAGAGACGCCCCCAAAAACCUUAGUGUCUCGGCUGUAAAAAAGAGGAGAACAAACCUGAAAAGGCCUGACCUUCAUAAGAAGACCCAGAGUAAACACCGCCUUGCUGAAGUCUUGCGUUCGGAAUACUCAAGUGGGAUGGAAGCCAGCGUCGCCAAGGUCAAAAAGCAAAACAAACAUGCCGAGCCUGGAGCCGGGCAGCCGGCCGCACGCCCAGCCUGGGCCGUGGGAAAGAAAUGAAAAACGCUCUCCGUGAAACAGAAGAACCCAGAAAGGCUUCCCGAAGGACAAGCCUUCCCAGAAAGUUUUUUUUAACUCUGCCUCCGCAGUCCUGGGCCUGGAGGCCCUGGUGGCACUGGGCUGGUGUCCUGUACGUGUCAGAGGAGCUGUGUAAGACAUACCCGUGCCGCCUUUGCCUGAAGACUGGCCCCGAGACCAAGCCGCCACAGCCCUUGUCUCUCGUGGGGAGGGAACGGGGCUGGGGGAGAGCAAGGAUCGAUUAGCCAGUUACCCUGCCUCGUAACACCCGAUACCGGAUACCUUGUGUUUAUUCCAUCAGUGCCCACACUUACCUUCACCCCUCGAUCAGACGGGGCCCCACGACUUCACGUGGAAGCCCUGUCCUGGCGUCACCUGGGAAGGUUUGGACCCUGCCUCAGAACACUGGCCUGAAGAAGUGCCACACUCCUACUUCUGCCUGCUCCAUCAGCACCUGUGUUGUUGGCAUGAAUUUUGUACAGUGAGAUGUUAAAAUCUGCAUCUGAAUUGGUAAAAGAAGAGAAAAAAGAAUUUCUCAGCUCCCUUUCUCGAUGUCGGGAAGCUUUGUGAGAGGGCCCGGAGGAGGGGUCAGGGCGAGCCCAGGGUGCCCGCAGGUCAGCCCUUUCUAGUUUGUCCCAGGCUCCCUGACUUCUGUCACAUUCACAUGCGUUGCUCACUCCCUCCUGUCCGUGGAAAACUUACUCUCUCAGGGCUAAUUGAUUUAUUGUUGCCUCUUUAUUAUUUGCUUUUGAAGUCAAAAGGCACCAGUGUCCUGAGCUUUUCCUCCCAUCGAAUCCCAUCUUGUCUCCAAGAAAGGUCUGGGGUCUUUGUACUGUGGCCCAGGCUACAGCUGCCCCUCCCCCAUUGUGUUUUCUGGGAGGUUUGAAAGAGGACCCCCAGGGUGUAUUGAUUUCCCAAUAAAUGUAAGAUUUGGACACGGGUAACAACAGAGGGGUCUGGAGGGGAGAGGGGGAGAGCUGCAGUGCCUCUGUUCUCGCCUCUUUCUCUCCCACUCUCAGUUUUCCCCCUGCUUCUAAUUCCUGGAAUGUGUGUGGAGAGGAUCCUGAGAGCUGCAAGGUGGGCCAUUCUGUGGGGACCGUGGAGGGUCAGCAUCCUUGCCUCUGUCCCUCUCUGUAGCGCUGUUGGGCUUCAGGCAAGUGUCCAUGGGACGCCUGCACCCGGAAGGGAGGGCCGGGCCCCUGUGUGAGGACCUGUGUGAGUCUGGUAGGCAUGAGCCUCCGCAGGAGGGAAACUGUGACCUUCCCCAGCUGGCUGUCACACAUACGAAUUAAUAGGGAUGGUUGGUGAAAUUUGUAAUAAUAAUAAAAUCCGCAGCACAUGUCAUACUGACUUGGGGCAAAUCUGCCACCUUUCUUCUAUUUUGAUGUAUGAUGGUUCACAUGAUUUGGAUGAGAAAAGGAGGGAUCAAACUGUAUAGACAAAACCCAGCUGUGUGAGAAACAGGAUUAAUGCCAGUGACUGGGGAUGAUCAAAGAGAAACCCUACUUUUUUUUUCAUUAAAGGGUGAGUCUGAAGAGUUGUGCAUUCCUGGGGGAAGAAGUGCUAGAACCGUGCAAAGUGUGUAAGUGACUCUAAUUCCGAGAUCAAAACUUACACUUAAUUUGCCAGCACUUACGUGAGGGUUUCUUGUCAUAGUAAAACCAAUAUACUACCCCCAGUUAAUAAAGAAACACGGAUUUAGCA